Messenger RNA from Aspergillus niger, 2373 nucleotides. RefSeq lists its product as uncharacterized. The transcript is spliced from 2 exons. NCBI's taxonomy places the organism in Eukaryota, Fungi, Ascomycota, Eurotiomycetes, Eurotiales, Aspergillaceae. Bases 1 to 2373 code for a protein of 790 amino acids. The record is from RefSeq and is a predicted model, not a curated record.
AUGUCAAGCGAAGACUUGCAAUGGCUGGAAAGUUACCUGCGCCAUGGAUACGACCCGGAAGCUCAGGGUGUCGAUGAACAUGCAGCAUUCUAUCAGUCAAACCCCUACUUUGCUAUGCCCCCGUCCUCGUCUUAUACAGCUGCCCACAAUGGCUCUGCCGGAUCUCAUGGAUAUCAGUACUCAAACGAGAGGGACGUGAGGCCUGGCUCAUUUCCAGAAAACCAACAUCACACAUCCACUUCUCGGUCUCAUCAAAUGCAGUACCCCCAAGCUUCGGCCGUGGCACCGCCCCCAGGCUCGCAUACUGAGAGCUCGUCUCGGUCUGCUGCUCCUUUUGGACCGAAGUCGCUGCCCUCUAAAUCACCGAGACCCCCUCCUUCGCAGGAUUAUACACGUGCGCAUCAGUUGCCAAAGCCGGUGCAGACACACAGGACUGGCCCUCCAGCAGGGUAUAAGCCGCCCCCUUCGCGAAUGUCUCGACCGGCGCAUCAAUCCGACCCAGGCCCCCCUCCAGGGUAUCAGCCGGCCUCAUAUCCAGCGCCACAUUCAAUCCCUCAGGCACCGUCCAGACCGACCCCGCCUCAGACGUCGGGCUCUUUGCCCUCGAGUCUGCCUCAUGCCCAGCCGUCUUCUACCUUAACCUCAAGCCAACCUCAUUCCCAGUCCUCGAAUGCUGUAAUUUCGCCCCUGGUACUGCAGACAUCCAAUACGGCACUGCCGCCUACACCAGCCCAAGCUCCCAAUUCACGUCCUUCACCUAUGCCACCGACGCAAUUCACUACACAUCCUUCAAAUCCGCCAAUGACAGCACCUCAAACGAGUUCACACACUACUCCGACAAUUUCAGCUCAGACAUCCAACUCGGCUCCUCCAGUGACCGUCCCAACUGCCCAGCCGUCGAAUUCAGCGCCUCCGCCUGUUCCGCCUGCGCAUAUAACGCAUACAACCCCGCAAUCUACGAUGCAGCAAGGAAAUACCACUGGAAACGGUAGUGAACCAGGUCAUGAUGCUAAGAGACGUCGGAUAGCGGCCCCAUCCACCUCUAAACGAUCAUCCGGGCAACCCUCAUUGCCCAGCUACGCAACAGCGCCUGCUGAGAAUCCUCCAGCUGGAGGGCUCUCUAUCUACAAUUAUUCACCACAAAUAGCAGGCUCCGGGUUCCCUGCAUCUAAAAGCUAUCUAAAAUCGCGUGCCGACAUUGUUACGCCGCUACGUGAGGAAGACGCCGUGGAUAAGGUGAUCUAUGACCCGAAGACGGUCGCCAGAGACGUCCUCAUUGCAGCAGGCCGCCAUCCAACGGAGGAGGCACUGAACCAUCAUCUUCUUCGCUUGCGCGAUGUUUUCGUUCAUGUGGACAGUUCGUCGGACCUGUCGACCUUUCGCUGGGAUCUGGUCGACGCGCUGGAACCACGUGACCAAGGUCCGCCAAAGCCGCAGCCGCGGCCGCGUCCCGCGCCUUCUCUGCCUGUCCUUCCGAACAACACCAACACUAGUCUGCCCCCUCCACCACAAUCCCGGCAACCACCACCACUUCCCCAGUCACAGCCGGUACGGCAAUAUCCGUCUUCGCAGCCGCUGCAGGGUCAGCCGGUGCCGGGUCCGCCCGUUGGUCUUUCUAAGGCUGCUCCUCAGCCACAGAACCGCCCAUCUGUCUCAGCAGCGACCCCGCUACCACAAACGCGGCCGCAACCACCGUCGACCCCGCAGCCCCCAUCCCAAUCAAGUGUACCUAUCACGACGACGCAAGUGACACCUAUGACGGGCAAGAGAGGACCGGGUCGACCCCCGGGCAGCUCGAAGGCGCGGCAGCAGCCCCAGCAAACUCCCAUACCGGCGUCGGUUCCGUACCCGGUCUUUGCAUGUGAUUGGACGAACUGCCAGGCCCAGCUGCACAACCUGGAUGGACUGAAGAAGCAUGUCUUCAAGGUGCACGUAUCCCAGACGCUCAAUUGCGCGUGGAGGGGGUGCUCGUUCCCGGAUGCCCUACCUGCCGCAGCUUUGUUCAAACAUGUGAAGAAGGAGCAUCUGGAACCGAUCGCAUGGAAGCUGGGGGAUGGGCCCGCGGUGCCUCUAACUGUGGGAAACGAUGCUAGCGGCAGUCCUGGGCCCUUGGGCAUUUUGGACACCGCACAGCCCGAUACUGAAGACUCACUUAUAUUCCCUGCCAGCUACAGUUCUAUCCGUGCCUUCAACCGAGUGCAUGGGAAUAAUACCCAACAGGAGAAGGCCCGGGAGAUUCUCAAAGCAGUCCAGCGACUGAAGGAGCAAAUCGGAGUCGGACUGGACCCGGGCGGAUGUGAGCUCGCGACUCCGGCGCGGAAUGAGCGAUUGAGCAAUGACGAAGAUGUUUACGAGGUGGUGCCAGCGACCUGA